Messenger RNA from Dreissena polymorpha, 2457 nucleotides. RefSeq names its product D-glucuronyl C5-epimerase B-like. The transcript is spliced from 6 exons. Lineage: Eukaryota; Metazoa; Mollusca; Bivalvia; Myida; Dreissenidae. The record is from RefSeq and is a predicted model, not a curated record. Gene Ontology annotation, biological process: heparan sulfate proteoglycan biosynthetic process. Gene Ontology annotation, cellular component: Golgi apparatus. Bases 68 to 1855 code for a protein of 595 amino acids. Gene Ontology annotation, molecular function: heparosan-N-sulfate-glucuronate 5-epimerase activity.
CAGGGGAAGACAAAGUGCGACUCUCUGAAACUUUUAUCUGAAAAAUGACCACCACUCGGAAAUUCAGAUGAAGAAGAGGCUAGGAAGCUGUGCCAACACAAUGAUGCGGUUCAACAAGCGGGCGUUUGUGUGCCUGCUCGCCCUGUGUAUAGUCCUCACAUGCUUCUCAUUCUGGUCACGCUGCACCACCAGCACAAACCCAGAAAGGCAAGCAGUGUCCACAGAAGAGUCGGACCAGGCCCUGCACUUCCACAACCGGAACGCCAAGAACUACGACCUGCCGGUCGAGAUGGAGAUCCCGGUUGCCGCUGCAACAUCGCCCAUGCACGACGUGGAUUGCGACAUCAAUCACCAGUACAUCGUCCAUUGUCGCCGAGAGAAUGACGAGAUCUACAUGCCAUUCAGCUUCAUCAAGAAAUACUUUGAGGUUUAUGGAGAGCUGCAGUCGGUAGAGGACCAGGAGAAGUUUGAGUUCUCUCACAGCUACUCUGAGGUCCACCAGCCCCCUGACGUGAUCCGACCAGACGGCAUCUUCAUGUCCUUUGAGCAUUACAAUGUGGAGAUACGCAAACGUGUGCUGUGUGUCACUGCCACAGAAGGUGUGCCAAUGUCAACACAGUGGGAGCCAGCUGGUCACUACUAUCCCAUCCAGAUCGCCCAGUUCGGCCUGUCCCACUACAGCAAGCAGAUCGUCGAGGGCGACCCAGAGGUCACGACCCUGCUGAGCGGCAACGACCUUGACCUAGAUAGGUGGCUGGUCGCCAGUAAGACCACAGUUCACAGUCUGUUUGACAAGAUGCGCCUGUCUGAUGUGAUUGAGUUCCAGUCGUCAGACUCCUUGACCAAUCAGGGUUUCCAUGCAUCAAUGAAAGAAGGCUCACACUUUGCCCUUACCAUGGAUAUUAAGUUUAUCUCAAACGGGAGCAUCACAGCGACCAUUCGAAGUGACUCCAACACAUUCCGUGUUCAUUAUGUUUUCUCAAGGCGGCUCAUAUCUUGCAGUGGAAGAGACAUUUACUACGGACUCGGUGAAAAUCAUCUUGGGAAGUGGAUUCAUUUAGCGAGAGACAUCGACCUUGAUUUAUUCAAGGGUCUGGCUCUGAAGUGUUCAAAAUCGAGAAAAACAAAGGAUUUUACGUUGUUAGACAUUGCCAUUCGUGGUCACGGGUGGGUAGAUAACGUGACGAUAUCGUCUUCUGCACACAUGGAUAAUUUCUACGAUGCUGCCAACUGGUUCUUGAACAAUCAAGACACAAGGGGUGGCUGGCCAAUCGGCGUCCAGCGUAAGCUUAUUCCUGAUGUUAUGGAGCUAGCGCCAGGCUGGUAUUCAGCCAUGGCUCAGGGUCAAGCCAUGUCCACAUUAGUGCGAGCGUACCUAAAAUCUAAUAACAACGUGUAUUUACAUGCGGCUGAAAACGCUCUGAAAAUAUUUGAAAUCAGCAGUGCUCAGGGCGGUGUCAAGGCAAGAUUUGGCGACACCUAUGACUGGUAUGAGGAGUAUCCCACUACUCCGAGUAGUUUUGUGCUUAACGGGUUCAUUUUCUCCCUUUUUGGACUCUACGACUUGAAACAAGUCGCGAGCGGCGAGGCGUUAGAAACAGUGACACGUUUGUAUAACGAGGGACUACGGUCCCUGAAAGCAAUGUUGUUGAUGUACGACUCGGGUACGGGUACUUUUUAUGAUCUCCGUCACUUGACCGUGGGUCUUGGCCCUAAUCGCGCCCGCUGGGACUAUCACACAGUGCAUAUCAGUCAGCUUCUGCAGCUCAGUCGCAUGGAAGACGAUCCGCUCUUUGCUAGGACAGCCAAACGCUGGGACGAGUAUCGCGUGGGCAAAUGGGCACCUCAUAAUUAAAAAUACCUGGCGUUGUGUGUGUUAUAAGAGUGGAAUAUAGCCUUUUUGGAAGUUAUAAAGUGUGGUAUGUAGCCUAUCACAGAAAGGUCGAAAUAUUGGAAUGUUACCAAGAGUGGUGUGUCGUUUAUCAUGGGAAGUUACAAAGAGUGAAGCCUAUCAUGGGUAGUUACAAAGAGUGGAAUGUAGCAUAUCAUGUGAAAUAUAGUCUAUCAUGUGAAGUUACAUGUUGGUGACUUCUUAGUAUUGGCAAGAUCCACAGUACAACUCUAGACAGCUUGUAGUCACACUGAGGAAUCAAGAGUUCUGUGAUAAUUGUGUUUUGAUGGAAUGAGCGGUUGUGUUCAUUAUUCAUUACAAAAAGCAAGAAACUAUCUGCUUAUUCCACAGAUAUGGAUGUUCAACAGGAAACCUGGCUAAAGGAAGUUAAGUAAACGCAGGACAACUGCAGAAGAUUGUUAUAUUGUCUCAAAGGGACACAAGAAAAAUGUUUUCAUAAACCAUGAGACAAUUUAUGACUAUGUGGCUAUCUGUAAUAAACAGAUAAUAAACAGACAAACUUGCUUCAGGCAGUCUCAAAGUCCAAGGACAGAAACGAACGGAAA